UUCAAUAAAUUCUUUAUGGCAUGAAACAGAAAACAUGGAAAGAGUGGAGACUAAUGCAGAUACCGCUAAAGACAACCAUGACUGGCUGUAUCCGGAGCUCAUGUCGCAGGACAAACUUGUCGAAAUUCUUAGACAGAGGUACAUUCGACGUACCGACCUGGAACAGCUUCAGAAAGAUGAGCUGGUGGACCUAUACUACAAGUACAUCAUUCCUCUCCCCCAGAGAACCUACAGGAAGAACCGCCGGGGACAGGAAAUGACCCGGCGACAGGCCGCCAUGGAAAAGAAUAGAGUGACCAGUUUUCAAGGAGAGGAAAGUUCUGACAGAAAGAGGACGAGAAACUCUGGUCCUGAGUCCCGGUUUUUGACCUCCUACAACCUUCCUUCCUCAGGGGAGAGGAUCAAACCCCCACCCUCUUGCAUUGACUUUGGAAAGAAGAAAAUCAAGCUGAGCUCCGGAAGUGCGACCUCCACGGAAAACAAAUCGUCCACAAACACAGCUGUCGGUAAAGUGACCUUGAAGCGAAACUCAGCCAGUAGUGGCAUCGACCAUAAAUCAGAAUUUUCAAAAGAAUCAGGGCAUGAUAACAUGUCAGCUUCACCAAAGAAAACCAUUAAACUUAACAGUAAACUGUCAGUAUCAGCUUCGCAGACGGAUAUUAAUAGCAGUAAGAUGGUGGAAUGUACCCCAGUGAACUCAUCAGAAACCUCUGAACACCAACCUAUGGACACUUCUACAGAAAGCAGCUCAUCUAAAAAGAAUUUCAAAGCUAGAAAGAUUUCAUGGCCAUAGAAAAAUUCUAGUCUUAUUAGAUCAUAUCAUAGAGAAUUUGACCUGAUUUAUUUUAAAUGAGAGUGUCAAGUGUGAAUAGUAAAACAAUUUAGAAUGGACAGAGAUUUUAUUUAAUAUUUAAUGUGAAUAGAAUGACUUAUGCAAUAAAAUUAAGUGAAAAUGCU
Messenger RNA from Magallana angulata, 957 nucleotides. RefSeq names its product ashwin-like. Gene Ontology annotation, cellular component: tRNA-splicing ligase complex. NCBI's taxonomy places the organism in Eukaryota, Metazoa, Mollusca, Bivalvia, Ostreida, Ostreidae. Gene Ontology annotation, biological process: embryonic morphogenesis. Bases 35 to 793 code for a protein of 252 amino acids. The transcript is spliced from 4 exons. The record is from RefSeq and is a predicted model, not a curated record.